UUCCAAAACGCACUUCGAAUUCAUUUUUCUGUCCGACUCAAAGUUGGUUAAUUUGGUUCGGGAACUAACGUUCUCCAUCGGCUCAACAACACCGCGGGUUUCCUAGCUAUUCAUUCCUUUUUCCAGUCUUUUUGACCGGUUGUUGUUGUGAUUGUACUGGUUUAUCUCUCUCUUGUGAGCAGAGAAGGAGUGACCGUGGCUGGGCAGUUUUGGGUGGUCUUAAGAUGUUAGAGCGUGGACGGGAAUCUGACAGCGAGCUGAGUUCGGAGGCUUUGAAUUCUGGGUAUAGUUCGAUGAGCAGCGAUAGUUGCAGCAGCUUCAGCCGCCUCUCCUUCGAGCUGAUCGUCCCGACUUCGCAUUCCUCCCCUGAUAACCUCUCCGUGAAGCCUCACCGUUCCUCCGACUUCGCCUACUCAGCCAUCCGCUCUGCCACAGGUCGCCGCAGGAAUGGCUGCCUCACGUUCCGCGAUUUCCGUCUCAUCCGUCGCAUCGGUGCCGGAGACAUCGGUACCGUCUACCUUUGCGCCCUCCGCGAUUGUGACUAUUCCGGCGACGAGGAGCCGUGCUUCUACGCGAUGAAGGUGGUUGACAAGGAGGCGUUGGCGAAGAAGAAGAAAGUGCAGAGGGCGGAGAUGGAGAGGAAGAUUCUUAAGAUGCUAGACCAUCCGUUCUUACCGACGCUUUACGCGGAGUUUGAGGCCUCGCAUUUCUCUUGCAUUGUGAUGGAGUUCUGCUCCGGCGGUGACUUGCACUCAUUAAGGCACAAGCAGCCAUAUAAGUGUUUCUCUCUCACCUCCGCGAGGUUUUAUGCAGCCGAGGUUCUUGUGGCAUUGGAAUACCUCCACAUGCUCGGAAUAGUCUACCGGGACCUAAAGCCCGAGAACGUUUUAGUCAGAUCCGACGGUCACAUCAUGCUCUCCGACUUUGACCUCUCUCUCUGCUCCGAUGCGAUCGCAGCCGUCGAAUCCCCAUCGUCCUCCCCGGGUCCAUCGACCCCACGGACACCGUCAUACAACCGCGCCGUGCACACGACCUUCUCCUGCUUCUCCAACAGGCUGUUUCGGUCACGCAAGGUGCAAACCCUAACCUCCAACCGGCUUUUCGUGGCUGAGCCAGUAGACGCCCGGUCGUGCUCCUUCGUCGGCACCCACGAAUACGUGGCGCCGGAGGUCGCGUCCGGUGGAUCGCACGGGAACGCGGUUGAUUGGUGGGCAUUCGGGAUCUUCAUCUACGAGAUGAUCUACGGCCGCACGCCCUUCGCGGCUCCAUCGAACGAGGCCACCCUGCGCAGCAUCAUAAAAGAGCCCCUCAGCUUUCCGACCUCCACGCCCUCCGGCGCGCUCGAGCUCCACGCGCGGGACCUCAUAUCCGGGUUGCUGAACAAAGACCCGGUUCAACGCCUCGGAUCGAAGCGCGGAGCCGCCGACGUGAAAAAACACCCUUUCUUCAAGAAUCUGAACUUCGCUCUCAUACGGUCUCUCCCACCGCCAGAGAUCCCGCACCUGAGAAGGAUGAAAACGACGCCGUUGUGUCGCGCGAGGAGCGAUGCAACACAAUCCACGGCGUUCGAGUAUUUCUGAACCAACGGACGGGAAUGACGCCACGUGUUGAGUAGGUGCUGCCAGAUUUUGUUACUGGCAGGUGACAGCGACAUGUAUAUUCGAGCUGUCUUUUUUUUAUUUUCGUAUGCCUUUCUCUCUCUUGACGUAUGGAUACCGGGCUUUUGAUAUAGUGUCUGAAGACUGAAGGAUAUAUUAAUAUAAAUACAUAAUAUUUUCCACGUAAAA
Messenger RNA from Juglans microcarpa x Juglans regia, 1787 nucleotides. RefSeq names its product protein kinase PINOID. The coding region runs from base 225 to 1580 and encodes 451 amino acids. Gene Ontology annotation, cellular component: nucleus; plasma membrane; cytoplasm. The record is from RefSeq and is a predicted model, not a curated record. Gene Ontology annotation, molecular function: ATP binding; protein serine/threonine kinase activity. Gene Ontology annotation, biological process: protein phosphorylation. The transcript has 2 exons. NCBI's taxonomy places the organism in Eukaryota, Viridiplantae, Streptophyta, Magnoliopsida, Fagales, Juglandaceae.